Paramecium tetraurelia is the source of this 1184-nucleotide messenger RNA. RefSeq lists its product as uncharacterized. The record is from RefSeq and is a predicted model, not a curated record. The transcript has 2 exons. NCBI's taxonomy places the organism in Eukaryota, Ciliophora, Oligohymenophorea, Peniculida, Parameciidae.
AUGAAGACCAUCAUUUUAGCUUUGGCACUUAUUGCAUUAGUUUCAUCAACAUAAUCUGAUGUCAUUGAUACAAUUAAAAAGAUAGACUAGUCCCCAUUCGGAAGAACAUUGUUCGAUACUAUCUGGUUAGAACUCUAAACAGGAGACCCAUUAGAUAGAUUAGUAUCAACAUUGACAGACUUGGAAGAUAGAUACGUAGCUGAAUAAAAAGAAGAUGAUGCUAAAAAUUAAGAGUACCAAGGUGCUUGCACAGUCGAUAUCACAGCAUUCGAUAAGGAUUUGGCUGAAUCAAACAGAAAGAAGAUUGAACUUGAAGCCAGAUUAGAAGGAUAAUUAUACCCAUAAAGAUCAAUCUUAGAAGGCUUAGUUGCUUAAAAGAAAGCUGAAGUCAAGGGAUACUAAAAGGAUUUGGACGAACUCGAUGCUUAAAGAGCUGAAGAACAUGAAGAUUUCGAAGAGAAAGUCUUAGAACACUAAGAAGCAACAGCAAUCAUUGCUGAAGCCAGAAGACUCUUUGCUGAUAACAUCGAACAUGAAUCUUUCGUUUAAAAAGGAAAAGCCGCAAAAUAACCACACAAAUUUACCAAGGAUGUCGCUAAUUUGAUCUAAAAACAUUUUACUACAUCUGCCAAGAAGACUGCUAAAUUUUAACACAGAAAGGGAUACAGCAAAUUAUUCAAAGCCUUCGCCACAAUUGCCUCAAAGGUUGAAUAAUUAGCUGAUGCUGGUGCCGUCUAAAAGAUCAUUGAUUUAGCUGAUGAAUUAUUGGCCAAAAUUUCUGACUCAUUAUCUUUAUUGAGAUUCGCUGAAGACAAGAGAGUAGAAUCCUAUAAGAAAUCAAGAAACUUCGUUGUCAUUGCUUUGAAUGUCGCUGGUUCAGCCCUUGCUAACGCUAUUUCUGAUUUAGCUGCUUUAAAUGACAUCAUCGCUCAAGUUGAAGCUUCACUUGAUACUACUGUUUAAAGAAUUGAAAACGUUUCUGCUGACAGACAUGACAGAUUUACUCAAUGUGAAGAGGCAGUUUAAGAUUACUCAGAUGCCAGAUCUGCAAGAUAAUCAGACAGAGAUGUAGUUUCAUAAACAAUCGGAUUAGUCAAUAAAGAAUUGAGAACCUUGAGAGAGUAAUUGGCCUUAAGACAAUAAGCCGGAGAAUAAAUUUGAUAUUUAUGAUGUAUACAAAAUUA